UGUUGGCGCGAGAUAGACGGGGAAGAGAGAGAUACCUCAUCAUCAAUCAUCCAUGUCGGUCAGCCCUUGAAAAAGGGUACCCUGGAUGGAAGAAAUCAUUUUAUAUACAAUAGUAUCAUCAAGGGUCGCACAGUCACUACCUAAUUGCCACCGCCGCCGCCUCCUAACCCGGAAACAUCCUCGCUCCUCCUUAUUCUUCUCUCUUCUUUCAUUUCUAUCUUUCCUUCUUUCUUUCAAUCUAUCUUUUCGAUUACCCACAUCACAUAAUCCAUGAAGUUUUCUUUGUUUAUUGUAAGAAGAAACCCAAUUCUUUGUUUUGGCUGACCAUCAUCGUCUUCCUUCCGAUCCUAAAUCCAUCUUGAUCGAACCCUCUUCAGUGUUUAUGAUUUGGGUUUCAUAGAUUGUUGCAUAUUAAGGAAGGAUUUUACUGCUCUUUUGUAUUCCUCUCCAAUUCUCUGUGGAUUUGACUGCUAAUUUGGGGAUCAUAAUCAGAAGGCAGUUGUCGUUGGAGAAUUGAAGGUGGAAAUGGAACCUGAGCAAUGCACAGUAAGUGUCAUUGCUCAGUUGAUGAAUCUCAAUAAUGUUGUCAAUCCUCCGUUUCAGUCCUCACCCGGCCCAAUUAGAGUCCUCUCCGAUGACUAUCUCCAGAAAACUGCUUCAAUCGGUUUGCAUAGAUCACUAUCAUCAUUUCAGGGAUCAAGAAGAAAGAAGAAGCAACCAUUGUCAUCCCACAAUGAUUGUGUUGCUAGUAAGAGAUCUUUAGAAGAGCCCAAAAAUGCUCAAAACCAUCUAAUUGUUGUAAACAGAGCAAAAUCUGGUAUUGGGCUGAAGAAAAAUCAACGACAAAUAACAUCGGAUUUUCGUUUUGCCAAGAAAAAAUCACCCUUGUGUCUUGUAAAAACGUUUGCAAAUCCAAAUGGUGUACUCCCCUGUGCAGAUCAAGAAACCAGUCCCAAUGGUUCAAACCAUCUAGAAGAAGAAGAAAAUUCUCGCUUUCUAUCAUCAAGCUGCGCAGAUUACUGUUCGCCCAGUCCAAUUUCUGUUCUGGAGCCGUGUUUAAGCGAUAAUUCCGAAAGCAUCGAGUCUACUAAAUCUGACGUUCAUGGUGGUAUACAUGGAAAUCUUGAAUUCCUGAUAUCCGAAUCUGAAGAGAUGAAUUCAGAAGUGUCUGGAAUGAUGGUAUCGAGCGAUGAAGAUGAGGAAAACACAGAAGAACUCAUUGAAGAAGAUCAACGACAAAUGAUGGAGUUAUUUGGAGUUCAGGGGAGUCGAGAUUUCUCCUACAUUGUGGAUGCUCUAGACGAGGCAGGCUUCUAUGGAAAUGAAACCCUUAGCUUUGAUAGAUGGUACUCUGAAGAGCUUCCGAUUAGCCCAAUAAUCUUUGAGAUUCUGGAGAAGAAGUUUGGCAAGCAAAAAACAUGGGAGAGAUGGGAAAGGAAGCUCUUGUUCGACCGAAUAAAUGUUGCACUAAGGCAUAUCCUGCACCACCAACCGUGUAGAUCAAAUUCGAGACAAUUGAGGAGGAUUUUUGAGUUUUGGCAGAGGCGGGAGGUGGUGGAGGAUGAACUAUGGACAUUCUUGAUAAACGAAGAGAAAGUGAGAGUGAAGGAAACGCAGAUGAAGGUGGCUGAGAAGGUUCUCUCUGCAAAUGAGGGGGUCAAGUGGCUGGAUCUUCAUGAAGAGAUAGACAUAUUUGUUGCCGAGAUAGAGACAUCUUUGUUUCGCGAGCUUGAAGAGGAACUAGUUUGUUAAGAAGGUAAAAUUUUGAAUUUCAGUUGGUUUUUUCAUUUGUGUAUAGGAAAUUGCAGAGGAUUGGUGUAGUUUUUAGGUUUAGAGGAAAGAAAAGAGGUAAGGGAUUGAUUAUGUGUUUGAUUGCUUUGUGAUUUGUACCAUUUUUUUGGGGUGUAAACUAGGAACCAAGACACAAUACCACAUAUGUUUGAUCGUGUGUUUCCCAUUUUA
Molecule: messenger RNA, 1962 nt
Organism: Impatiens glandulifera
Lineage: Eukaryota; Viridiplantae; Streptophyta; Magnoliopsida; Ericales; Balsaminaceae
Exons: 3
Coding region: 526-1752 (408 amino acids)
Source: RefSeq, a predicted model, not a curated record